Pararge aegeria (speckled wood butterfly) is the source of this 2075-nucleotide messenger RNA. It is a transcript of the gene blw, whose product is annotated as ATP synthase subunit alpha, mitochondrial. The record is from RefSeq and is a predicted model, not a curated record. The transcript has 10 exons. Gene Ontology annotation, molecular function: proton-transporting ATP synthase activity, rotational mechanism; ADP binding; ATP binding. Gene Ontology annotation, biological process: proton motive force-driven ATP synthesis; proton transmembrane transport. Lineage: Eukaryota; Metazoa; Arthropoda; Insecta; Lepidoptera; Nymphalidae. Bases 74 to 1732 code for a protein of 552 amino acids.
UAUCGCAACGAGUCGCGAGCGGAGUGUACCACGGCCCUUCAGUCUACUAUUUUAAUAAGAAUAUUUGUGAAAUAUGUCGCUGAUCUCCGCUCGUUUGGCCUCCUCGGUGGCCAGGCGCUUACCUAAUGCCGCCACCCAGGUUUCGAAGGUCGCCGUACCAGCGGUGGCGGUGGCAUCGCGCAAACUCCAUGUCUCCUGCACACAGAGGGCUGCCGAAAUCUCCACAAUCCUGGAGGAGAGAAUCCUUGGUGCCGCACCUAAGGCCGAUUUGGAAGAAACUGGCCGCGUGUUGAGCAUCGGUGACGGUAUCGCCCGUGUGUAUGGACUCAAGAACAUUCAGGCCGAGGAGAUGGUGGAAUUCUCCUCCGGCCUUAAGGGUAUGGCCCUCAACUUGGAGCCCGACAACGUGGGUGUGGUCGUAUUCGGAAACGACAAAUUCAUUAAGGAAGGUGACAUCGUCAAACGUACCGGUGCCAUUGUGGACGUACCAGUGGGCGAACAGCUGUUGGGUCGCGUAGUGGACGCUUUGGGUAACGCCAUUGACGGCAAGGGACCCAUCGCCACCAAGUCGCGUAUGCGAGUCGGUAUCAAGGCCCCCGGUAUCAUUCCACGUGUGUCUGUGCGUGAGCCUAUGCAGACCGGUAUCAAGGCUGUAGACUCCCUCGUGCCAAUCGGUCGUGGUCAACGUGAGCUGAUCAUUGGCGACCGACAGACCGGCAAGACUGCCUUGGCUAUUGACACCAUUAUCAACCAGCAGCGUUUCAACAAGGGAGACGAUGAGAAGAAGAAGCUUUACUGCAUCUACGUUGCCAUCGGCCAGAAGAGGUCUACCGUUGCACAGAUUGUGAAGCGGUUAACUGAUGCUGGUGCCAUCAACUACACCAUCAUCGUGUCGGCCACGGCCUCUGACGCGGCUCCCCUGCAGUACUUGGCGCCGUACUCCGGUUGCGCCAUGGGAGAGUUCUUCCGCGACAACGGCAAGCACGCACUGAUCAUCUACGAUGAUUUGUCCAAACAGGCCGUCGCCUACCGACAGAUGUCUCUGCUGCUACGUCGUCCCCCGGGUCGUGAAGCUUACCCCGGUGACGUGUUCUACCUCCACUCACGUCUGCUUGAGCGUGCGGCCAAGAUGUCUGACAAGAUGGGCGGUGGCUCCCUCACCGCUCUGCCCGUCAUUGAGACCCAGGCCGGUGACGUGUCCGCGUACAUUCCCACCAACGUGAUCUCCAUCACUGACGGCCAAAUCUUCUUGGAGACUGAGCUGUUCUACAAGGGUAUCCGGCCAGCCAUCAACGUCGGUCUGUCUGUGUCGCGUGUAGGUUCCGCCGCUCAGACCAAGGCCAUGAAGCAGGUGGCCGGUUCCAUGAAGUUGGAAUUGGCUCAGUACCGUGAAGUCGCAGCUUUCGCCCAGUUCGGUUCCGACUUGGACGCCGCAACACAGCAGCUGCUCAACCGUGGUAUGCGUCUUACUGAGCUGCUCAAGCAGGGACAGUAUGUGCCAAUGGCCAUUGAAGAACAGGUUGCCAUCAUCUACUGCGGUGUACGUGGACACCUCGACAAACUGGACCCAACUAAGAUCACCGCCUUCGAGAAGGAGUUCACCCAGCACAUCAAGACAUCCCACCAGACGCUCCUCAGCACCAUCGCUAAAGACGGACAGAUCACGCCCGAGUCUGACGCGUCCCUGAAGAAGAUCGUCACUGAUUUCCUCGCUACUUUCCAAGCGCAGUAACUGCUUAGUUACGUUUAACUCUCCUUUAGAUUGUACGCACACUUCGUAAUCUAGCAUUUAUGCGUACAAUCUGAAGCAUGUCUGUUAAAAUUUAAGUGACUGCUCACUGAAGCAUUAAAUCUAUUGAAUACUGAACAGGUAAAAAUUCAGAUGGCCUUAACAAUUAAUUAUUGACUCUUCAGUAUUGUGCCGUAUGCUAGAUGGUAAAUGCUUCCGUCAGCAGCCUUUUUCGUAGUGUACCAUUCGUAUGGACUGUACUGAAUGUGAAUACAAUCAUGUAAUGUAUUUAUCUUGUGAGUCAGCAGUGGUUAUAUAAUUAUAUAUAAAUAAAACAAUUAUUUAU